AACUCUGUCACAUCCCAAGCCGCUCCUACAAAUGCUCGCGGCUGUCAAUUAUGUUGUCAAACUGGUAUGUCUCGUACGCGAUGAGUUAUAAUGCAGCUGUGAACGAGAACACAGUCGAUUUAUAGAAGAAUUUCAAUUAAAAGCAUCGAAUAUGUGAAUACCUUGUAUUCGUACUUUAAAAAGCCUUUUAAAAAAACCUAUAGCCGUAAUAAUUUACAGCACCAAGGCAGGGAAUCCCAGGAGGAAUCUAAAAGUAUUUUUCAUCCAAAGUUUCCUUGUACGGAACAUAAAAGAGUGUCAAGGUACAAUGCUAGGGUUUCCAGCGACAGGUUUCAGUUUGCUUUUCCUGCUGCAUCUUGUUUGGGGCAGAGUGAUCUACAAUGCAAAUGAUGUGUUCCUAGAAGAGAAGUCCGCAGAUUCGUUUCUCUCCCGUAACCUGUUGUAUAACAGUUGGGAUUUUGAGCUAGUGGUGCCUGCCAAUCUAGAGAGAGAAUGUAUGGAGGAAAUAUGCUCAUAUGAAGAGGCCAGAGAAGUGUUUGAAGAUGACAAAAAGACGGCUACUUUUUGGAAAACAUAUGUCAGCAGUCACGAAUCUUCGCCCAGAGUGGAUGUGUCUGGUUUGGUAGCUGGCAUUGUGGCUAUUGUAAUAGUAGGGAUUAUAGCCACUGUGUUGGGCAUUUAUUGCUACAAGAACAGAGGCAAAAAUUCAAGAGGGGGCAGCGUUCCUGUGCAAAUAGGUGUGAAUGGGCAGCCACUACCUGAAUCUGUGCCCUUGGCGAUCAUCGCUCCAGGUCUCCCCUCGUACAAUGAGGCUCUGGCCCAUGGUGGCCAGCAUGAUGCACCUCCACCGCCGUACUCUGGGGAAAGUGCAUCUGCGCCACCUCAAACUCCAGAUGAGGAAUGACAAAGUCAUGAUGUUGUUGGUUUUUUAAAUGGGGGGGAAGGGUGAUGCAUGGAUUUACUGGUGAAAAUGUGUAGCUUCAGUCACUAAGUGGGGUAUUUAUUACACUUAGGCUACAUGUUCCGCAGUUAACCCUAUUUUAUUCUUUAGAAUUAUUUUGCUACUGUCAUCAUGGAACAAAGUUUCAGGGUGAAAUGUGAAUACUGUCAAUAUUUUCUCAGGCCAGGCUUGUUAGUGUCUUUUUAAAGAGUUGUAUUAAAUGUACUGCAAUUUUCAUUAUUGAUAAAAAAUAAAACGUAUACAAAACUUGAA
Messenger RNA from Carassius carassius (crucian carp), 1213 nucleotides. Its product is annotated as transmembrane gamma-carboxyglutamic acid protein 2-like. Gene Ontology annotation, cellular component: extracellular region. NCBI's taxonomy places the organism in Eukaryota, Metazoa, Chordata, Actinopteri, Cypriniformes, Cyprinidae. The record is from RefSeq and is a predicted model, not a curated record. The transcript has 7 exons. The coding region runs from base 308 to 904 and encodes 198 amino acids. Gene Ontology annotation, molecular function: calcium ion binding.